Messenger RNA from Vicia villosa (hairy vetch), 7060 nucleotides. RefSeq lists its product as uncharacterized. The record is from RefSeq and is a predicted model, not a curated record. Gene Ontology annotation, biological process: defense response; signal transduction. Bases 100 to 6804 code for a protein of 2234 amino acids. The transcript has 10 exons. Lineage: Eukaryota; Viridiplantae; Streptophyta; Magnoliopsida; Fabales; Fabaceae. Gene Ontology annotation, molecular function: ADP binding.
CCUUAUAAAUAAUUGUUUAUGCUAAAGGAAAAAGGCACACAACAAUAAAACCAAGAAUCCAUUGUCGGGUACCAAUAGCUCUGCUAUAGUUCUAUUGCUAUGUCUCAUCCAAAGUACAAUGUGUUCCUCAGCUUUAGAGGAGAGGACACUCGUGACAACUUUACGAGUCAUCUUCGUGCAGAAUUGUGUAGGCAAAGGAUUGAAACAUUCAUAGAUGAUGAUAAACUUGACAGAGGCGAAGAGAUUUCACCAGCACUGUGCAAAGCAAUAGAAGCAUCAGCGAUUUAUGUGGUUAUUUUGUCGGAACACUAUGCUUCUUCCACUUGGUGCUUAGAUGAACUCACAAAGAUACUAGAAUGUAAGGAGAGAUAUGGAAGGGAAGUGAUACCUGUCUUCUACAAAGUGGAUCCGUCAAAUGUUAGGCAUCAGAGACAGAGUUAUGCAGACGAUUUAUUUAAACAUCAACGACGAUUUGGAGACAAAGUGGACCCAUGGAAGGCUGCUCUAACCCAAGUAGCUAAUCUCUCUGGCUUGGAUUCUCAGAAAAUCAGGCCAGAUAGUAAACUUGUUGAAGAGAUUGUGAAAGAUAUUCUGAAAAAAUUGAAUAGUUGUAUCUCAAAUGAUCAUGAAGGAAAUAUUGGAAUUGACAAGCAUAUUGAACAAAUCCAAACCUUGUUGCACCUCGAGUCAUCGACAGUUCGUACUAUAGGAAUAUGGGGUAUGGGAGGGAUAGGAAAAACUGAAAUUGCCUGUGCAAUCUAUGAAAAACUUGCAACUCAUUUUAGUUCCAGUGGCAUAGUUAAAAAUGUUCAACAGGAAAUAAAGAUAUAUGGAGUAGACCAUGUAAAAAGCAAAUACUUAUCACACCUUCUAGUUCAACAAGGCAUUACUUCCUCUGGACUCAACUUUUUAUUUGAUCCUAGGCUCAAACGUACAAAGGUUCUUCUUGUUUUUGAUGAUGUGAAAGAUUCUGAUCAAUUUAUUGAUUUGAUUGGAACAUGUAGUAAUUUUGGCCACGGGAGUAGAAUCAUCGUGACAAGUAGAGACAAACAAGUGCUUAAGAAUGCUAAUGUUGAUGAAAUGUAUCAUGUAGUUCAGAUGGAUGAUAAAGAUUCUCUACAACUAUUUUGUUUAAAUGCAUUUAAACAAAGAGAACCAAUAGAAGCUUAUGCGAGUUUAACAGAAAAGGUAUUAAAUUAUGCUAAAGGAGUUCCAUUAGCUCUUAAAGUUUUGGGCUUAUUUCUCCAGGGUAGAACAAAGGAAGCAUGGGAAAGUGAGUUGCAAAAGCUCAAAAAGAUUCCCAAUCCUAAAAUUUUCAGUAUUUUGAAGUUGAGUUUUGAUGGACUUGAUGACGAACAAAAAGAAAUAUUUCUUGAUAUAGCUUGUUUCUACAGAGGAGAAACCGAGAAACUUAUUGUUCAAACAUUGGAUUGUUAUGGUUUUUCUACUCGUAUUGGAAUGGAUGUUCUUCAAGAUAGGUGUCUUAUAUCUAUUUUAGAAGAUAAAGUUUGGAUGCAUGAUCGAAUUCAAGAAAUGGGACAUGAAAUUAUUCGACAACAAAGUGUCAAUAAUCCGGAAAAACGUAAUCGAUUGCACAAACCUGAUGAUAUAUAUGAUGUUUUAAAAAAGAACAAGGGAACAGAUGCAAUCCAGGGUAUAUUAUUGAACCUAGGCGAAAUAAAGAAAGUUAAAUUACAUUCUGAAACUUUUAAGAAUAUGCUUAAUCUCAGAAUGAUCCGGUUCUAUGAUCCUUAUAGGUUUAAAAGUUACUUAAAUGUGACUUUUUAUACAUUCUUGAAUGGUUUUUCGGAUAAUUUGAAAUUUCUUAGUUGGGAUGGUUUCCCUCAAAGAUCUCUGCCGCAAGACUUUUGCCCAGAUAAUCUUGUUGCACUUGAUAUGCCUUAUAGUGAUCUUGAACAACUUUGGAAGAAAGAUAAGACUUUACCAAAUUUGAAGAGACUUAACCUUAGCUGUUCUCAGAAGAUGAUUGGAAUACCAGACCUGUCUUUGUUUCCAAAUAUUGAAGAAAUAAUUCUCAGUGGUUGUGUAAGUUUGGAACAAGUUUACUCCUCUAGCAUCCUCCACAAACUUAACUGGUUAUAUGCAGAUGGUUGUACAUCACUCAAGAGUUUAAGUAUUCCUAGCAAUAUUCUAUCAAGAUCAACUGGAUCAGUUCAUCUGUAUGGCUGUCACAACCUUGAAACAAUUUUAGUCACCAGUACAACUGAUGUUGUUCAAUCAUACAGUUGUUUUAAUUCCUAUGAGUCAAAUUUUGAGGGAGGCGACUGGAUUGGGGAUGUGGAUAUAGAUUCCGAUAUGUUUCCAAGUAUCAGUAGGUUAGAUCUUUCGGAAUGUGAGUCCCUAACAUGCCUACCAGCUGAACUUAUAAAUUUGAAGUUUCUGACAAGACUUUGUCUCGGUGGUUGUUUAAAGUUGGAAGAGUUACCUGAAAUCGAGGAGAUUAUGGAAAAUCUAAAAGUGCUCAACUUAGAAAAAAUAGCAAUACAGGAACUACCUUCAACGCUACACCGUUUGGUUGGGCUUGAAGAAUUGAGUUUGCGAGAAAUCCCAAGUGACAUUGGUCGUAUGUCAUUCUUGACUAAAAUUUCACUUCAAGGAGGCAGAAUUGUGAAUCUUCCUGAGAGUAUUGUUCAUCUCUCAAGUUUGAAAUCACUUAAUUUAAGUGAUUGCAAAAGCCUUGAAUGUAUUCCAAAGCUUCCACCAUGUCUAAAUGAGUUGUUGGCAUUAAAUUGCACAUCCAUUAAGAAAGUGGUGCCAAAUUCAUGGUUGAAACUCAUGUCAGAUUACAAUGACGAAAUAGAUGAUUUCUACGAAUUCCGUCUCACCAACAGUGAAGAGUUAGACGCAUCUUCUUGGAGUUAUAUCGUAAACAAAGCAUGGAUUAAGAUCGCUGAUGAUGGAUAUCGGUCAGCGCUCUUCUGCUUUCCAGGGAGUAGAGUUCCGGAUUGGUUCCUUCACCGAGGCCAGGGACAUUCAAUAACUGUGAAAAAUAAUGAUGGAUAUGUGUGCAGUGAAAAUGGGCUCAUUGGUUUCGCUCUCUGUGUUGUUUUUGGAGGUGAUGACACAAGAACAAGAGGCAGUAGAAUUACAUACAAAUUAAGCCUUUUAUAUGAUGAUAAGUCAUUCGUUUUUUAUGACGAUUUGAAUUGGAAGCCAGAAGAUAGUUGUAUCAUCCGAGAUCACACAUUCUUAUGGAAAUAUCAAUUAGACCGAGCAAGCGUUGGCAACAACCUCAUUCAUGCCCAAAACUUCACUUUUGAGAUCAUAGGUGAUUAUUUUAGGCGCUCAGAUUGUCAAUUAAACAUAAUGGUGAACGAGUGUGGAAUUCAUCCUCUUUCUAUUGCUAUGUCUCAUCCAAAGUACGAUGUGUUCCUCAGCUUUAGAGGAGAGGACACUCGUGACAACUUCACCAGUCAUCUUCAUGCAGAAUUGUGUAGGCAAAGGAUUGAAACAUUCAUUGAUAAUAGACUUGUCAGGGGCGAAGAAAUUUCUCCAGCACUGUGCAAAGCAAUAGAAGAAUCAGCUAUUUAUGUGGUUAUUUUGUCAAAACACUAUGCUUCUUCUACGUGGUGCUUAGAUGAACUCACAAAGAUACUCGAAUGUAAGGAGAGAUAUGGAAGGGAAGUGAUACCUGUCUUCUAUAGGGUGGAUCCGUCAAAUGUUAGGCAUCAGAAAAAGAGUUAUGCUGACGAUUUUGUUAAACAUCUGCCAUUAGGCGACAAAGUGGACGCAUGGAAGGCUGCUCUAACCCAAGUAGCUAAACUCUCUGGCUGGGAUUCACAGAAAAUCAGGCCAGAUAGCACACUUGUUGAAGAGAUUGUGAAAGAUAUUCUGAAAAAGUUGAGUCCUUGUGGCUUAUAUAAUCAUGAAGGAAAGAUUGGAAUUGACAAGCAUAUUGAACAAAUCCAAAACUUGUUGCACCUCGAGUCAUCGGCUGUCCAUAUUAUAGGAAUAUGGGGUAUGGGAGGGAUAGGAAAAACUGAAAUUGCCGGUGCAAUUUAUGAAAAACUCGCAACUCAUUUUAAUUCUAGAGGCAUAGUAAAAAACGUUCAACAGGAAAUAGAAAAAUAUGGAGUAGACAAUGUUAAAAGCAAAUACUUAUCACACCUUCUUGAUAAACAAGACAUUACUUCCUCUAGAUUCAAACAGACAAAGGUUCUUCUUGUUUUUGAUGAUGUCAAAGAUUCUGAUCAAUUUAUUGAUUUAAUUGGGACAUGUAGUAAUUUUGUCCACGGGAGUAGAAUUAUUGUGACUAGUAGAGACAAACAAGUACUUAAGAAUGCCAAUGUUGAUGAAAUGUAUCACGUAGUUGAGAUGAACGAAAAAGAUUCUCUACAACUCUUCUGUUUAAAUGCCUUUAAACAAAAAGAACCAAUAGAAACUUAUGCGAGUUUAACAAAAAAGGUAUUAAAUUAUGCUAAAGGAGUUCCAUUAGCUCUUAAAGUUUUGGGCCUAUUUCUUCAGGGUAGAGCAAAGGAAGCAUGGGAAAGUGAGUUGCAAAAGCUUGAAAAGAAUCCCGAGCCUAAAAUUUUCAAUGUGUUGAAAUUGAGCUAUGAUGGACUUGACGACGAACAAAAAGAUAUAUUUCUUGAUAUAGCUUGUUUCUGUAGAGGAGAAACCGAGAAAUGUGUGGUUCAAACACUGGAUUGUUAUGGUUUUUCUACUCGUAUUGGAAUGGAUGUUCUUCAAGAUAGGUGUCUUAUAUCUAUUUUAGAAGGUAGAGUUUGGAUGCAUGAUCGAAUACAAGAAAUGGGACAUGAAGUUGUUCGACAGCAAAGUGUCAAUAAUCCGGAAAAACGUAGUCGAUUGCACAAACCUGAAGAUAUAUAUAAUGUUUUAAAAAAGAACAAGGGACAGGGAACAGAUGCAAUCCAGAGCAUAGCAUUGGACUUAAGCAAAAUAAACGAAGUUCAGUUACAUGCCAAAACUUUUAAGAAAAUGCAUAAUCUCAGAAUGAUUAAGUUCUAUAAUUCUUAUUGGUUUGAAAGUUACUCAAAUGUGACAUUUCAUACAUUUCUUAAUAGUUUUCCAGAUAAUCUAAAAUUUCUUGGUUGGGUUGGUUUCCCUCAAAGAUCUUUGCCGCAAGAUUUUUGCCCAAAUAAUCUUGUUGCACUUGAUAUGCAUUCAAGCGAUCUUGAACAACUAUGGAAGAGAGAUCAGACUUUACCAAAUUUGAAGAGACUUAACCUUAGCUGUUCUCAGAAGAUGAUUGGAGUACCAGACCUGUCUUUGUUUCCAAAUAUUGAAGAAAUAAUUCUCAGUGGCUGUGUAAGUUUGAAAAAAGUGUACUCCUCUAACUUCCUCCACAAACUUAACCGGUUAUGUGUAGAUGGAUGUACAUCACUCAAGAGUUUAAGUAUUCGUAGUAAUAUUCUAUCAAGAUCAACCGGAUUAGUUGCUCUGCAUGGUUGUCGCAACCUUGAAACAAUUCUAAUCACCGGAACAACGGAUGUGGUUCAAACAUACAGUAUUGUUAAUUCCUAUGAGUCAAAUUUUGAGGGAGGCGACUGGAUUGGGGAUAUGGAUUCAGAUAUGUUUUCAAGUAUCAGUGAGCUUUGUUUGUUAGAUCUUUCGGAAUGUGAGUCCCUAACAUGCCUACCAGCUGAACUUAUAAAUUUGAAGUUUCUAACAAGACUUUGUCUCAGUGAUUGUUUAAAGUUGGAAGAGUUACCUGAAAUCAAGGAGAUUAUAGAAAAUCUAAAAGUGCUCAACUUAGAAAAAACAGCAAUAAAGGAACUACCUUCAUCGCUACACCGUUUGGUCGGGCUUGAAGAAUUGAGUUUGCGAGGUUGCAAAAAGCUUAAGACUAUUCCAUCUUCCAUUGGAAAUCUCAGCAAACUUGUUAAGUUAGACAUUACCUACUGUAAAUCACUUGAAACUUUUCCAAGCAGCAUUUUCAAAUUGAAGUUGACAGAACUUGAUUUUUCGGGUUGCUCAAUGCUUAGGAUUUUUCCAGAAAUCCCAAGUGACAUUGGUCGUAUGUCAUUCUUGACUAAAAUUUCACUUCAAGGAAGCAGAAUUGUGAAUCUUCCUGAGAGUAUGGUUCAUCUCUCAAGUUUGAAAUCACUUAAUUUAAGUGAUUGCAAAAGCCUUGAAUGUAUUCCAAAGCUUCCACAGAAUCUAAUUCAGUUGUUGGCAUUUGAUUGCACAUCCAUUAAGAAAGUGGUGCGAAAUUCAUUGUUGGCACUCAUGUCUGAUUCCAAUGACAAAAUGGAUGGUUCCUACGAAUUUCUUCUCACCAACAGUGAAGAGUUAGAUGCAUUUUCUUGGAAUUAUAUAGUAAACAAAGCAUGUAUUAAGAUCACUGAUAAUGCAUAUCUGUCAGCGGUCUUUUGUUUUCCGGGGAGUAGAGUUCCAGAUUGGUUCCUUCACCGUUGCCACGGGCAUUCAAUAACUGUGAAAAAUAAUGAUGAAUAUGUGUGCAGUGAAAACAGGCUCAUUGGUUUUGCUCUGUGUGUUGUUUUAGGAGGUGAAGAUAUGGAUGACUCAAGAAGAGGUAGUAGCAUUACAUACAAAUUAAGCUUUAUAUCAGAUGGUAAGCCAUUCGUUUUUCAUGACGAUAUGAAUUGGAUGCUGGGAGAUAGAUUUAUCAUCCGAGAUCACACAUUCCUAUGGAAAUAUGAAUUAGACCGAGCAACCAUUUGCAACAAGCUCAUUCAUGCCCAAAGUUUCACUUUUGAGAUCCUAGGUGAUGAUUAUGUUAGGCCCUCAGAUUAUCAAUUAAACGUAAUUGUGAAAGAGUGUGCAAUAUGUCCUCUGUAUAUUCGAAAGAACCAAAUGUGAACAAUAUUUGAGUCGGAUGAGUAGUUGUUACAAACAUUUGGUAGACACAACUCUGAAACAUCAUUUUCAGCACUUCAAGGAGAACUCUAAACACCCCCUCGUCAAUCGUCAUAGAGAGAGAGACUGCUCAUUUGAAUUGAAUUUGUGAUUUUGUUGUAUUUGGGUAUGCAAUAGUUAGCUGUGGCAUGACAUUUAAUUUGAAGACCGUUUCGAUUUUCAAAUGUACAACAGAUUCAAUCUAUCAAAACUCUUUUUA